Molecule: messenger RNA, 307 nt
Organism: Pneumocystis murina B123
Lineage: Eukaryota; Fungi; Ascomycota; Pneumocystomycetes; Pneumocystales; Pneumocystaceae
Exons: 4
Coding region: 1-231 (76 amino acids)
Biological process (GO): mRNA splicing, via spliceosome; spliceosomal snRNP assembly
Cellular component (GO): catalytic step 2 spliceosome; U4 snRNP; precatalytic spliceosome
Molecular function (GO): RNA binding
Source: RefSeq, a predicted model, not a curated record
AUGUCUAAAGUUUCUACACCAGAAUUAAAAAAGUAUAUGGAUAAGAAACUUUAUGUAAUAAUAAAUGGACAACGUAAUUUAAUAGGUGUUCUUAGAGGUUAUGAUGUUUUUUUGAAUAUUGUUCUUGAUGAAGCAGUUGAAGAAUUAGGGGGGGGUGAAAAGAAGACGAUUGGGACAGUCGUUAUUCGAGGAAAUUCAGUUGUAAUGAUUGAAGCUUUAGAACGAAUCUAAAUAUGAAUAUAUAGGGGUCAAUAUUGAUUUGACUGGAUAAUUUUAAUGUUUUUUUGUAUAAUUUGGAGUUGAUCGU